GAACUCCUACUGCUCCCACUUCCAUUCACAGUUGUAUUGCUUCAUCCUGUACUUCCUCGCUAGCUAUCAUCUAUCUCCCUAUCUCUGUUUUCCUAGAUGAUGGUACUUUCAAUCUCCAUCAACAGCUGUGGCUUCUGCUUUACAGGAAGGAAAGACAUGGUGUGUAUGCAAAGCCAGCUCAUCAAAAAGAGGUGAUUCAAGAGAGUGGGAGCACACACACACUUCUACAAAAUAGCAUGGAUGGAGAUCAUUUUAUGAGGUUGGCUCUUCAUGGCAUCGAGGCGGACAUGCCAUUGGCUGAAUCGGAAGAUGAUGAUGAUGUUCACAUACUAACUCAAGAGGAGGAGUUUUUAACUCUUUAUCCUAGGAAGGAUCUGAAAGAGCUCAAUGAGACUGAGGAGGAUGGUGUGUUUACGGUUGUAGCACGAGUUACUAGCCUUGCUGAAGGGGAGAAGUGGUGGUACUCUGCAUGCAGUUGCCACAAGGCAGUAACAACUGAGGAUGGAACAUUUUACUGUUCUGGAUGCCGCAAACCUUUACUGUCCGUAACUCCUAGGCUCAAACUAAAGGUAGAAGUUGAGGAUGCCUUUGAUUGUGGUACAUUUGUCAUAUUUGGCACUGAUUGCCAACUACUUCUUAACAAAUCAUGCAAAGAGUUGGUCAUGAUCUCAAAGGCGAAGUCUCCAUAUGAAUACCCGGCUGAGAUUGAGACUAUCAUUGGUAGAGAACUCUUAUUCAAAGCUGAGAAGUCAAUUGGCCAUGGGACCAAGUUUGAUGAUUCGUACAAGGUUAAGAAAAUAUGUUCCUAAUUCGCUGUGAUUGAGAGUUUCAAGGACAAGUCAAAGGUUCAAACCCUAAGCAAGAUGAUCACUAAGGGUAAAUUUCCAAAAUCCAGUGGUGGAACUGAUGAUACAAUUGGUGACUAUUCUGCAAAGUUGUCCGAAAUAGGACCCAAUGUUGUUUCACUUGAUGAAAUUUCCCCUCGAGAGGGAUCUGUCGCAUGCUCUUCAGUCCAAAGUGUUGGUAGUGAUGUUAGUACUACAAUGCCUGCUAAGAGAAUGAAGCUGCGUUCUGUCAAGCUGGAGAAGGAGUAGAAGUUGCAGCUUACUAAUUUUUUUAGUAUAAGUUAGUAUAUGUUAGUAAUUGAACCCAUGUUCCUAGAAGUUAGUUUUUUGUAACCUACAUGUGCCUUUAUUAUUUACUAAUGCGUAGAAUUUUUAUAUAGAUAUAUAUAUAUGGGGUUUGUGACAUCCUUUGUCUUGAUAGAUUUGGUUUGGUUUGUAAGAUGAGUUGAUCUAAACUCAUAGUUCACUCUUCACUUUUGUAUUGACUUUUCAUUAAU
Molecule: messenger RNA, 1342 nt
Organism: Lotus japonicus
Lineage: Eukaryota; Viridiplantae; Streptophyta; Magnoliopsida; Fabales; Fabaceae
Exons: 8
Coding region: 237-809 (190 amino acids)
Source: RefSeq, a predicted model, not a curated record